Molecule: messenger RNA, 654 nt
Organism: Pediculus humanus corporis (human body louse)
Lineage: Eukaryota; Metazoa; Arthropoda; Insecta; Psocodea; Pediculidae
Product: transmembrane emp24 domain-containing protein 9 precursor, putative
Exons: 4
Coding region: 1-654 (217 amino acids)
Biological process (GO): endoplasmic reticulum to Golgi vesicle-mediated transport; intracellular protein transport; Golgi organization
Cellular component (GO): endoplasmic reticulum; Golgi apparatus; endoplasmic reticulum-Golgi intermediate compartment
Source: RefSeq, a predicted model, not a curated record
AUGAAAAAAACCUUUGAAAUACCGUUUUUAUUUAUUUUAUUAAUUAUUGAAUUUACUUCGGCUUUAUAUUUUCACAUAGGAGAAACCGAAAGAAAAUGUUUUAUAGAAGAAAUCCCAGAUGAAACUGCUGUAAUGGUUAAUUAUAAAGUUGAAUUGCUCGAUCCACGUAGUGGUGGUAUUAUGCCUUCAAGUGCUGGUAUUGGUAUGCAUGUUGAAGUAAGAGACCCCGAAGAUAAAACAUUAUUAUCUAGAGUAUACAGUUCUGAGGGAAGAAUUUCAUUUACAUCUCAUUCGCAUGGAGAACACGUUUUAUGUAUGUCUUCAAAUAGUACAAAAUGGUUUAGUGGAAGUCAAUUGAGAGUACAUUUGGAUAUUCAAGUCGGUGAACAUGCUGUCGAUUACAAUCACAUUGCACAAAAGGAAAAAUUAUCAGAAUUACAAUUGCGUUUAAGACAAUUAUUAGAUCAAGUUGAACAAAUUGCAAAAGAACAGGAUUAUCAAAGAUAUAGAGAAGAACGUUUUAGACAGACGAGCGAAAGCACAAAUUCAAGAGUAUUAUGGUGGUCUCUAACUCAAACAUGUAUUCUUAUUGCAAUGGGAGCCUGGCAAAUGAAACAUUUGAAAAGUUUUUUCGAAGCUAAAAAAUUGGUUUAA